Messenger RNA from Caenorhabditis remanei, 534 nucleotides. RefSeq lists its product as uncharacterized. The transcript is spliced from 5 exons. The record is from RefSeq and is a predicted model, not a curated record. NCBI's taxonomy places the organism in Eukaryota, Metazoa, Nematoda, Chromadorea, Rhabditida, Rhabditidae. Bases 1 to 534 code for a protein of 177 amino acids.
AUGAAUCUAUUGUCAUUCUUGUUGUUCAUCGCCAUCUUUCAAUUUUCAACAGUCAAUACAAGAAGAUCGAAAAAACAUUGGCCACAAGAUUUCAACGUAACAAGUUUGGACACGUGGCAAACGAUGAAAAAAUAUUUUGCGACGGUGCCGAAAAACGAAGAAGAAGAUCAUAUCAACGUUCCUAUUCAAUAUCGAGUGAUUGGAGUGCGGUAUUCAAACGGUACCACCGAUAUUGAUCGUUCCCACUACUUACGGCCUAUUCUUGCUUUUAUUGUAAAACCGAAAGGAUACAUCUUCAAUUUGGCUAAAUGCUAUGUUGUGCUCAUAGUAAUGUUACUGAUCGUUCUUGUUGCAUACACUUCCCAUGGAAUGUUUAGAUCGUCAGUUACAGUACAUGUGAAAGACUUGCAUGAUGAAAAUAAUCCGCCCAGAGAAUGUCCGGUUGCACUCACAUUAAACCUUAGAACGAAAAGAGAAGGAAAAACUCCCACUGAUGUACAUAAGGAAAAACUUGUUUUGGCGGCCAUACAGUGA